CGCAGCCUCCCGGGGCGGGUUGGGGCGCCCGAGGUCCCCGAACCCGCCCCGCGAGCGGCGACCCCGCUCUGAGGGGAGCCCCCGGGCCGGCACGGCGAGCUCCCAGGACAGACAGGUCUCGCUGGCCUCUGCCGCCCCUGGGUAGCUGGUGACGGGCAGCAGCAACAGCUGGACCUGGUGCUUCUCUUCUCAAGGAAACGUGUUGCCAUUCCUUUUCACUACCGCAGUUUCGGCGUUAGGAACCGAGCUCCAAUAUCGGAUACGCCCGGGGAUUGAUGCAACGCGAAAGACAGCUUCCACCUAUUAUUUGCACUUAGCGCUCCUUGUAAAGAUGUGCUCGCCUCCUUUGAGGAAUAGCUUGCAGCCUUACCAGGUUGAUGAAACCUGAAGCUGGGUGUCCACAGAUCUCUCGCUGGAGAAGUAAAUGUGUGGGCAGACAUCUCUCAGGCACAGUCAGGUCUCUCAAGGGCCCUUACAGAAAUGACUACCCCAAACAAGACCCCACCUGGUGCUGAUCCAAAGCAGUUAGAGAGGACUGGUACUGUUAGAGAAAUAGGCUCACAAGCAGUUUGGUCUCUUUCAUCCUGUAAGCCAGGGUUUGGAGUGGAUCAGUUACGAGAUGAUAAUCUAGAAACUUACUGGCAGUCAGAUGGAUCACAACCUCAUUUGGUGAACAUCCAAUUUAGAAGAAAAACAACAGUGAAGACCUUAUGUAUUUAUGCAGACUACAAAUCUGAUGAAAGUUACACUCCAAGCAAAAUCUCUGUCCGAGUAGGAAAUAAUUUUCAUAAUCUCCAGGAAAUCCGGCAGCUGGAGUUAGUGGAACCCAGUGGCUGGAUCCAUGUUCCUCUAACAGACACUCACAAGAAACCCAUUCGCACCUUUAUGAUCCAGAUUGCUGUUCUAGCAAAUCACCAAAAUGGAAGAGACACUCAUAUGAGGCAAAUCAAAGUGUACACCCCUGUGGAGGAGAGCUCCAUUGGUAAAUUUCCCAGAUGUACAACAAUUGAUUUCAUGAUGUAUCGCUCCAUCAGAUAAAAUUUCCUCAUGAGGAAUAAUGAAGGUAUUUUUUCAUGACCAUAUCAUUGCUAAGUAUUCAGAUACUUAAAGAGCAGGGUUUACUUCAGUGUAAUUAUAUCUUUAUGUUUAUACUUUGUACAAUUUUGAAAUAAAGAUAAUUUUAUGUUA
Catharus ustulatus (Swainson's thrush) is the source of this 1188-nucleotide messenger RNA. It is a transcript of the gene ANAPC10, whose product is annotated as anaphase promoting complex subunit 10. The record is from RefSeq and is a predicted model, not a curated record. Bases 481 to 1038 code for a protein of 185 amino acids. Gene Ontology annotation, cellular component: anaphase-promoting complex. The transcript is spliced from 7 exons. NCBI's taxonomy places the organism in Eukaryota, Metazoa, Chordata, Aves, Passeriformes, Turdidae. Gene Ontology annotation, biological process: anaphase-promoting complex-dependent catabolic process; protein K11-linked ubiquitination.